This is a messenger RNA of Eufriesea mexicana, 731 nucleotides long. RefSeq names its product transmembrane protein 98 (gene Tmem98). The transcript has 4 exons. The record is from RefSeq and is a predicted model, not a curated record. The coding region runs from base 57 to 731 and encodes 224 amino acids. Gene Ontology annotation, cellular component: endoplasmic reticulum. NCBI's taxonomy places the organism in Eukaryota, Metazoa, Arthropoda, Insecta, Hymenoptera, Apidae.
GUUAAUUCAAAGAUCCGUUUGAAAAAUAUUUUUAAAUUGUUAAACUCAUCUGAAGGAUGAGUUCCCCAGUGUCCAUAAGUAACACUGGUCCAACGGCUGGUGCUACAGGAAUGGAAACAGUAGUGGCUGUAGCACUUGGUGUACUUGCCGCUGUCUUCCUUGGUGCACUUUUAGUAUUGCUUGUUAUUUGUAAAAGACAAAGAUGUUACUAUAAUCAGAAAGAUUCUCCAGAUCUAAGCUCAGAUUUAUUAGAGGGAGAAAAUUUUUCUGGUUUAGACUUAGAUGCUUGGGAAAGUGAAGAGUGGUUAGCUGGUGCAGAGAGGUGGGUUGAUGAUGCUACUGGUUUAGCUCCACUAUGCAUUGCUGUGUUAAGAUCUUGUCAUGCUUUGGCUUCAAGUCUCACUGCAAUUGCAGGCACAGUGAACAGUAAUACUGUUCCAUUGGAAAUAGUGGAUGUUGCUAGACGUAUUCCACCUCGUGUUGAUGAUGUAGUUAGAAGCUUAUAUCCACCAUUAGAUGCAAGGUUAUUGGAAGCUAGAGUAGCAGCAUUAGUAUUGGCUGUUACACAUUUGGCAUUGGUGACUAAGCAUGGAGUAUCCAAAAGUCAUGCCAGGAAAUUAGCAUUUAUUGAUCAAGCUUUAAAUGAUAUGGAUUCUCAUUUAUCAAUUUUGAGGAAUGCUGCAUUGGCACAGGAGGUGGCUUCCUCUGUUCCAGCUUCAACACCAGUUUAA